Molecule: messenger RNA, 1823 nt
Organism: Plutella xylostella (diamondback moth)
Lineage: Eukaryota; Metazoa; Arthropoda; Insecta; Lepidoptera; Plutellidae
Product: galactokinase
Biological process (GO): carbohydrate phosphorylation; galactose metabolic process
Cellular component (GO): cytosol; cytoplasm
Molecular function (GO): ATP binding; galactokinase activity
Source: RefSeq, a predicted model, not a curated record
UUAUAUGGCUUUGUUUAUAUUCUGUUAUCAGCAACAGUAAACAGUUAUCGCAGUUAUAAUAAACUCAGUCAUUUGCAUGUAGCGGCCGGACCGUGUGAUAUACGCGGUGUUGUAGCAAGUUUUACAAGAGGUUCAAUCAAUCACAGAGAUGUCCGUGGACACCAGCACAGAAGCCCUACUCUCGAAGGCCCGCGGUCGGUUCUCGGCGCAGUUCGGGCGCGACGCCACGGCCGCGGCCCGCGCGCCCGGCCGCGUCAACCUCAUCGGCGACCACGUCGACUACUGUGACGGAUUUGUACUACCCGUGGCCCUCCAAUACAGCACAGUGGUGGUGGGCGCUCACAACGGCACCCCCCGCUGCAAUAUCCUCUCCAUCACGGAGGCCGGCCAGGAGUUGGAGACCAGCUUCAGCGUCCCCGUGCGCCGAGACUCGGCCGAGGUGGCAGCGCUGCCGGGGUGGGCCAAGUACGUGGCUGGGGUGGUCUGCCAGUUCCCUGGUGUGGUGGGCGGUUUCGACGCGGUGCUGGCGUCGUCGGUGCCGAUGGGCGGCGGCGUGUCCAGCAGUGCGGCCCUCGAGGUGUCUGUCUACACCCUCCUCGAGGCACUCACGGGCCGCGCGCAGGACAAGGUGCAGAAGGCCCUAGCGUGUCAGAAGGCGGAGCACGAGUUCGCGGGCAUGCCGUGCGGCAUCAUGGACCAGUUCGUGUCGAGCCUGGCGCGAGCAGGGCACGCGCUGCUCAUCGACUGCAGAGACCUGACCGCCACGAACAUCCCGCUCCCGUCAUCAGACGUGACCAUCCUGGUCAUCAACUCCAAUGUGAAGCACCAGCUCACGGGCAGCGAGUACCCGGCGCGGCGGGCGCAGUGCGCGCGGGCCGCACAGCUGAUGGGCAAGAGGAGUCUGAGGGAGGCGGGGGCUGAGGACUUACAGGCGCUGAAAGAGCAAGGCUGCGACCCGCUGGUGCUGAAGCGAGCCGAGCACGUCGUCUCCGAGAUCACCAGGACUACAGAGGCUGCCAAGUGUUUGAAGGAAGGAAACCUGGCGAGGGUCGGAGAACUGUUCUACGAGUCCCACCGCUCUCUCAGCCAGCUGAUGGAAGUCUCCUGUCCCGAGCUGGACCAGCUGGUGGCCAUCGCGCGGGGGGAGCCCGGCGUGCUGGGGGCCAGGAUGACGGGAGGGGGCUUCGGGGGCUGCGUCGUCACGCUGGUCCGUAAGAGCAGCGUGGAAGACCUGAAGAAGGCGAUAAAGUCUCGCUACAGCGGGAACCCCACGUUCUUCGAGUGUCACCCGAGCGACGGCGCCGCGCCGCUCCCACUCCCGGCAUCUAAAUAGAACAUCCCGUUAAUGAACUUGAACGAAGGGUGGGAUUCUUCAGCGAUCGAGCCGAAGCUUAGACUAACAAUAUACGAACUGGAUGGAGUGUCAGCGCAAAAGAAACGUCUCGACAAAUAACACCUAACUUCUACCACUGAGCUCUUACUUUAAAUUAGUUCGGUUAGAUUUGUGACUUUAUUGUUUGGUACAACGGUUGUCAUUAGGUUGAAUUUAAAACAGGUUGACAGUAAACAAAAUGCGGUCAGUUUUUUAUCUGUAUUUGUAUUUUUACCAUCUUGUUCAUAUAUUGUUAAUCUAAGAGCCGAAUGCUUGUUGUUAUCGGUCGCUCAAAUCUUUUGCGGGAUUGUAUUUAUAAUAAAGUAGACGUAAGAAUGGCCCACAGCCGUCGCAAAUACCAAAGUUACAUUCCAUUAACAAUGUAGUAAGUGUAAGUGUUACGAUGUUUUGUAUAACUUUUUUUUACCUGAAAUAUACUUGUUACAUAAGA